Talaromyces marneffei is the source of this 987-nucleotide messenger RNA. RefSeq lists its product as uncharacterized. NCBI's taxonomy places the organism in Eukaryota, Fungi, Ascomycota, Eurotiomycetes, Eurotiales, Trichocomaceae. The transcript is spliced from 2 exons. Bases 1 to 987 code for a protein of 328 amino acids. Gene Ontology annotation, molecular function: oxidoreductase activity. The record is from RefSeq and is a predicted model, not a curated record.
AUGGCACCAACAACAAACAACGUCAAAAUCAUCUUUGGUGGAGCCGCCUUCAACACCAAUUAUGGCUCCACGGCUGACAAAGUUAGCGAAGUCCUCGCCUGGCUCGAGAAGGAAGGCAUCAAGACUAUCGACACUUCCGAGGUCUAUGGCGACAGUGAAGAGUUACUCGGUGCCGCGAACGCGGCCGGAAAGGGAUUCAUAAUCGAUACUAAGAUUGGAGGAGGGUUGGCAGGCGUCAAGUCGAGUGGGGAGAGGGUUGUCAAGGCGGCGGCGGAGAGUUUGAGGAAGCUUAAUACUGAUUCUGUAGAUGUCUAUUUCAUCCACACCCCCGACAAACGCGUCCCACUUAAAGACACCCUCCACGGCAUAAACCAAAUCUACAAAGAGGGUAAAUUCAAACGUUUCGGUCUAUCCAACUUCGCGCCCGCUGAAGUCGAAGAAGUCUGCCAAAUCGCUCUUGAAAAUGACUUUGUUCUGCCUUCUGUAUAUGAAGGGAACUACAACGCAGUUGGACGACGAAUUGAGACGGAACUGUUUCCCAUCCUACGCAAAUACAAAAUUGCGUUUUAUGCGUACAGUCCUAUCGCGGGUGGAUUCUUGACGAAGUCGCCCGAGGACGUUAUGAAUGAGAAGGGAAGGUUUGAUACGAAACUUAUGUUUGGCAAGAUGAUGAAUACUCUGUACAACAAGCCGUCCAUGUUGGAAUUCUUGACCGAGUUUGGAAAAUUGGCCACCCAAGAAGGCAUUUCGCAGGCGGAGUUGGCGUAUAGAUGGAUUGUGUACCAUUCACAUUUGGAUGGUGAGUUUGGGGAUGGUAUAAUUAUUGGGUCGAGGUUUGGGGAUCAUUUGACUGCGACUAUCGAAGGGUUGAAAAAGGGUCCGUUGAGUGAGGAGGCUGCUAAGAGGAUGGACGAGUUGUGGAAGGCAGUUGAGAAGGAUUCGAUUUUGGAUAAUUGGAAUGACUACCUAUCGAAGAACAGUCUAUAG